GAUUGUUUUUUUUUGUUGUUUGUUAAUGUUGUAUUUAAAUAGAUUAUUAUGUUGUCGUCAUCGGAAAAGGAAAUACGUUGAUAAUCUUUGUUUGUUUGUAUCGGUAUUUUCCACAAUCACAAUGGUCAAGAAAGUCCUGCAUUAGACGAAUCAUCAUCAUCAUUAUCAUCAUUGUCGUAUGGUCAAGAAAACAUAAUGAAUGAAAUAUCAAUGUUGAAUGAAAUUGGUGAUAUUCCUCCUCAUCAUAAUAUUAAUAAUGAUCAUCAUAAUUUGACAAAUACAAAACCGACGGAUAAACUUGUAGCCGCAAUCGAUCAAGGAACAUCAUCAUCAAGAUUUUUAGUAUUUUCCACCGAAACCGGUGAAUUAGUUACAUAUCAUCAGAUUGAAAUUAAAAAAAUCUAUCCAAAUGAAGGAUGGGUUGAACAAGAUCCGGCCGAAAUAUUAUCAUCAGUUACACGUUGUAUUGAUGUUGUUGCAAAAAAACUUCCCGAAUUAGGUUUUCAAAUAUCCGAUAUUCGUUGUGUUGGUCUCACUAAUCAACGUGAAUCCACUAUAUUAUGGGAACGUACAACAGGAAAAGCAUUAUAUAAUUCGAUAGUAUGGCUUGAUAAUCGUACUAGUGAUCUAGUCGAAACUGUUAUUGAUCGUGUACCUGGUCGUGAUAUGAAUUGGUUAAAAAGUAAAACUGGUCUACCGAUAUCAACAUAUUUUAGUGCAUUGAAAAUAAAAUGGCUAAUCGAAAAUGUUGCUCAAGUUCGUCGAUCAAUGUUAGCUGGUACAUUAAUGUUUGGCACUAUUGAUUCAUGGUUAUUAUGGAAUCUAACCGGUAAACAUUUGACUGAUGUUACUAAUGCAUCGCGUACAUUAUUGAUGGAUCUUGAAACACUUGAAUGGGAUCCAUGGUUAUGUGAUUUUUUUAAAAUUCCAAUGUCAAUUUUACCGGAAAUCAGGCCGUCCAGUUCAAUGUUUGGUGAAAUACAAAAUGGUCCAUUAAUGUCGAUACCGAUAACCGGUGUGAUUGGUGAUCAAAAUGCUGCUCUUGUUGGACAGAAAUGUUUAAGUAUUGGCCAGAUUAAAGUUACUUAUGGUACCGGAGCAUUUCUUAUGCAAAAUAUUGGACCCGGUCCAUUACAUGGUGCAUACAAAAAUGUACCAGAAGAAGCCCGUCAUAAACUGUUGACUACGGUUGCAUUUAAAUUGGGCGAUGAAAUGGCUUGGUAUGCAUUGGAAGGAUCGAUUGCUAUUGCUGGUGCAGCUAUCACAUGGUUACGUGAUAAUCUAGAAAUUAUCGAUAAUUAUGGCCAGGUUGAAGAUCUAGCACGAAUGGAUUCUAAUUCUGGUGGCUUAUAUUUUGUUCCAGCAUUCCAAGGUUUAUAUGCACCAUAUUGGGAUGCAUAUGCAUCUGGUUUGAUAAUUGGCAUAUCACAAUUUUCACGAAAAUCUCAUCUAAUUCGAGCUACAUUGGAAGGUGUUGCCUAUCAAACAAACGAUAUACUUUGCCUAAUGCGUAAUGGUCUUAAUUAUGGAAUACGUGUUGAUGGUGGCAUGAGUUCUAAUGAUUUAUUAUGUCAAAUUCUAUCCGAUGUUACUGGCAAUCUAAUUCUACGUGCUAAAAUGGCUGAAUCUACUGCAUUUGGUGCUGCAUUAGUUGCUAGUCAUCAUUGUGGUUUAUGGCAACGUUUAUUGAAAGCUGACCAUUAUCAUCAACAACAACAACAAAAUACUAAUGGUGAUCUAAUCAAUAAUAAUCAUAAUAAUCAACAAUCGAUGAAUAAUUGUAAUGGUAACAUUAAUAUUAUUUCCAAUCGUUCACAUCCACAAGAUUCCACAUUUAAUCAUCUGAAAAGACAAUUAUCAUCAUUCUUAACAUCAUCAUCAUCAUCAUCAUCGACCACAACAACUACAACAAUGACCACAUCAACAACAUCAGUAUCAUCAUCAUCAUCAUCAUCAUUACCAUUAUCAUCAUCAACAUCAACAUCACAAUCAAUGCCGCAGCCCAAAUCGAUAGCAACGCAUUUAUUAAGUGAACCAAUCAAUGAAACAAUACGAUUACAAUAUGAUAUAUUUCGACCGGAAUUAGAUGAAGAUCAACGACAAGAACGAAUAGAUAAUUGGCGUGCUGCUGUACGACGUUGUCGAAAAUGGAUACGUAUCAAUGAACAAAAAGAACAGAAACGUGUAGAAUAUCUACGAUUAUCAACAUUGCCAAUGACGUUUUUCAUCAUUACAACUAUUGGUCUUUGUAUUCUAAGUAGGAGAUUUUGAUUUGAUUGCAAAACAAAAAAAAAAUUCCGUCGAAUAAGUUUAUAAUCUCUAAUCUCUUGAAUCAAUCAUUGAAAUAUUGUUUUUUAAUGUUUGAAAAUUAUUUAUUUU
Dermatophagoides pteronyssinus (European house dust mite) is the source of this 2379-nucleotide messenger RNA. Its product is annotated as putative glycerol kinase. Gene Ontology annotation, biological process: triglyceride metabolic process; glycerol-3-phosphate biosynthetic process; glycerol metabolic process. The record is from RefSeq and is a predicted model, not a curated record. Gene Ontology annotation, molecular function: glycerol kinase activity. NCBI's taxonomy places the organism in Eukaryota, Metazoa, Arthropoda, Arachnida, Sarcoptiformes, Pyroglyphidae. Gene Ontology annotation, cellular component: mitochondrion.